Osmia bicornis bicornis is the source of this 1958-nucleotide messenger RNA. RefSeq names its product 4-coumarate--CoA ligase 3-like. The record is from RefSeq and is a predicted model, not a curated record. The coding region runs from base 117 to 1760 and encodes 547 amino acids. Gene Ontology annotation, molecular function: long-chain fatty acid-CoA ligase activity. Lineage: Eukaryota; Metazoa; Arthropoda; Insecta; Hymenoptera; Megachilidae. Gene Ontology annotation, biological process: long-chain fatty acid metabolic process; fatty-acyl-CoA biosynthetic process. The transcript has 8 exons.
CGAAACAUCAUACAGUUAAACGGACACCACGUGAAGCCGUAUGUCGAACGGUAUCGACGUCUCCGAAAGUAACAAAAAUAUUUUCUGUAAAUUGAUAAAAGAAAUAAAAGUUAAAGAUGAUGAACGGGACGAAACACGAUCCGCAUAAGAAUCAGGCGAAUUUCACCAUCAAGGACAAUAUUCUUAUCGGAAAAAAAAUGGUACACCCUGAGACGCAUAACAAUGUCGGGGACAUAAUCCUGGAAAUUUUUCAGAAGAAACCAGAUCUAGUGGGACAGAUAGACGCCGCUACAGGGAAGCAAGUUACGUAUAGAGAAAUGAGAGAGAGAACUAUAAAGUGUGCAAUUUGGUUGAAAGAACAAGGAAUCAAACCAGGAGACGUAGUGGGCAUUUGUACCUCUUGUCAUUUCGACAAUUACGUCCCCUUCCUGGCCUCCAUAUACAUCGGUGCCAUUUGUGCCGUGGAGUAUCACGAAUUACCUACACGUGUUUUUCAGCAUUUUCUAAGUACAGUCUCGCCGAAAGUGAUUUUCCUCCACGAAUUUGCGGUAGAGAAUUUCGAUGCUGCACAGAACGAGCUGAAUACGAAAAUACAAAGAAUAGUGUUCGAAGACGGAGUCCCUAACGAAGUGUCUCUGAAUGAUAUUUUAAAAAACAGAAAGUUGUCCGAGGUGGAGAAAUUUCGUUGCGCAAAGAUCGAGGAUCCAAAGCAGACAGUCAUGUACAUCGGGACUUCUGGUUCGACUGGGACGCCAAAAAUGGCGGAACUGAGUCACCUGAGCUUCAAGACGAUGCUGCACCCAGACUAUGCCAUUUUCGCAAAAGACAGUGUUUCUUUGUGCAUAGCAGGUUUACGAUGGAUUUAUUGCAUCUUAUUCAUGAUGGAAGCGUUUCGCGGUAAUUCAACCAGAGUCAUCGUCGACGAUUACAAAGAAGCGAAAUAUUACGGUGAAGUGAUAAAAAAAUAUAAGGUGGAAUAUUACGGAGCGGACACAAAUCAGAUCAGACAAAUCUACAAGUUGGGCUUAAUAGAACUGUAUCGUUCGACGAACCUGAAGACUAUCAGGUUUGGUGGCUCCCCGUUCAGUCGUGACAUUCACAAAGCGAUGAACGAACUUCUACCACGAAUAAAUCUUUUGCAAGCAUACGGUUCGACCGACGUUGGGAACUGCAUCACCGGGCAAACGAACAAAAAUUUUAAACCUGGUGGCUGCGGUUACGUUCGAGAGGGUGUCAAAGUCAAAAUCGUCAGCACGGAAACGGGAGAGGCGUUAGGCCCGAAUAAACAGGGAGAGAUCUGUGUAAUGACAGACACGCAGCUAAAAGGAUAUCUGAAGAAUCCUGAGGCGACUAAAAAAGCUAUCGAUUCGAAAGGAUGGGUUCACACUGGUGACAUCGGUUACUACGACGAUGACGGAGAGGUGUUCAUAGUUGGCAGGAUGUCGGAUUUUAUCAAGUACAAAGACUGUUGUCUAUCGGUCACGGAAAUGGAGACUAUUCUUGAACGACAUCCUUCGGUGUAUAGAGCGGCAGUGGUAGCCGUACCGGCUGAACUCGAGGGAGAACUUCCGGUUGCUUUCGUGAUCAAAGUACCGAACAAGGAGGUAACUGAAAGCGAACUGAUGAAACACUUUGAAAGUAAUAUGCCUGAUUAUUACACUCUGAGCGAUGUCAAAUUUUUGGGCAAAAUUCCGACCACCAAUACCGGAAAAGUUGCUAAAAACGAAUUGAAACAAAAGUUGAGCAACGGAAUGCUCUAACUUGGCGUGUUUAUUUAAAACGCUAAAGAAAACUACUUAUCGGCAGAAUUUUUCAAGGAACAAAACAAUUUCGGCAUAUGUAUCAAUGAACAGUGAAUUUCUCAAUCAUGCUCCUGUUAUUUCGCUUCAUCGUUCUUGAUUGUUGUUUCAUAAAACGUUCACGCUGUUUUUUUAACACAAAUAUACGGUAGAAUAAUA